This is a messenger RNA of Wyeomyia smithii (pitcher-plant mosquito), 1501 nucleotides long. RefSeq lists its product as uncharacterized. The record is from RefSeq and is a predicted model, not a curated record. The transcript is spliced from 4 exons. Bases 24 to 1385 code for a protein of 453 amino acids. Gene Ontology annotation, molecular function: protein dimerization activity. NCBI's taxonomy places the organism in Eukaryota, Metazoa, Arthropoda, Insecta, Diptera, Culicidae.
UGAAUCGAUUGCGUUAGCUCAAGAUGUGUCAUAUUUAUUUUAUAGGAAUCAUAGAAAUUAAGGAACGCCAGACGGCAAGUUUUUUGUCCGAAAAAAUUUUACAAAUCAUUGAUAGUUUUAAUAUAUCAAUAAGUCAAAUUUUUUCUAUAACGUGCGAUAAUGGCGCAAACAUGCUGGCUGCAGUAAAAAAACUGAAAGAAGUUUAUGAAUAUGAGCAACUUUGCAUCCGCUUUGAUGAGGAAGACAUUGAAGAGAAAGAACAGGAAAUCGAUCAAAAUUUAUUUACCGAAGAGCUCAACAACAAACUAAAAGAAAAUUUGAAUUUAGUGCGCUGUGCCGUUCAUACCCUCCAAUUGGCCAUUUUGGAUGUGAUAAACAAGUCAAACGCGGACGUAAAGAAACUAACUGAUGUUGCGAAGAAAAGCAGAUCUGCUAAAUACAAGACGUACUUUGAGUGUCACAAAGGGCACUAUCCCCCACUUUGGGGCCAAACGCGAUGGGGUGGAAUAUACGAAAUGGUGUCCAGUUUUUUGCAACAGCGUCAAUUCUUUGAAAAGCUUGCGGAACAGUUUCCAGAAAUGGAUCUCUCGAAUAACUGGAAAUUCAUCAUUGAUUACGAGCAAGCCUUCAAACCCCUUUUCUUAACCACUAAAGAGAUGCAAUCGCCGCAUGUCUCUUUAAGUGACUUUUACUUAAAAUGGAUUGUUGCGAUUCAGAAAAUCAAGGCCAUGAACAAAAAUCCAUUUUCUGAAUCUCUCGUAACCACUUUGACAACUCGCCUAGCCGCUUUACGCGAAUCGCAAGCUUUCAAAAUGGCUUUGUAUUUAGACCCUAGGUUGAAUUUCGCUGGUUCCACACUUUUCACUUCUGACGAAAAAGAGGAGAUCCAGAAUUAUGUCGUCGAAACAUGGCAAAGGAUUAGAGAGCUAAAACAUUCACCAACAAAAUGCUCGGAAAACUUCCAAAUACAAAAAAUGGAAACCGAGAACGAUAUGUUUAUCACGGAACUUUUCGGUGGCUCAACAAUGAAUGAUGCAAUGUCUACUGAGAGUAACUUCAUGCAGCAACUAAAGGCUUUAGAAGUUGAAAUAAGGAGACCGUUCGAUUUCAAUGUCUGGAAUCAUUGGACCGAACGAAAAGGAACACAUCCAGAACUCAGCGCUGUUGCCGAAGUGGUACUGGCCACUCCAUCAAACCAGGUAACUGUAGAACGCGCUUUUAGUGCUCUGGCUUUGGUCCUCUCAAACGCAAGGUCUACACUUAGUGAGGAAACGCUAAGUAAUAUUUUACUAAUAAAGCUGAACAGAUCGGUGUUUGAAAACAUAAUUCCAACAUUAUACGAUUGGAAAACGAAUCAGGAACAAGCCGAUGUGCAAUUGAACUAAUCUAGCACCGAAAAAAAAAAUAUGCAUCAGCAUAGUUUUUCCUGUUUUCAUUUCAUUUUUUAUUUUCCUGUUCACAUCAUCGAAAAAAUAAAAAAAAAUAUAACCAAUGAUACAGC